AUGCCGUUUAAAUCAAAAUCUCGCCCAACUACUCCCCUUAGACGUAUAGAAAAAGGAAGUUUAUCACAUCUUUCGUCCUCUAGAAGUCGUCAAGAUCCAUUUCCACUGGAUUCUCUUGCACCAGCAUUUGCAGAAAUGACAGAUGCGUUAAUCGACGUUCAACAAAAUUUUGAACAUGUUCAGUCAAUACACUCAAAUCUUGUUAGAUUUAGUGAAAGCUUUGCAUCGUUUCUUUAUGGUCUUAAUAUGAAUGCUUUUUGCGUUGAUUUUCCUGAGGCACCCGUACAGGAAUCAUUUAAACGCGCACAAAACGAUCCAAACUACACAAACACCUCUCAAUCUACUCCGUCACGAGCCUGGAACAAUCAAAAUCCUCAAACACAAGGAUUAGAUCUAGCAGACACUACUUUUACAACAAAUGAAACUUCUUUUAUUGAACGCCCCUCAAAACCCUCUAAAACAACUACUUCUAAACGUAAUAACAAAUCUGAUCGAACAAUUCGUACACAAUCUUCAAAAACUCGUAAUACCUCACGACCCCAUUGA
Pneumocystis carinii B80 is the source of this 546-nucleotide messenger RNA. RefSeq lists its product as hypothetical. Lineage: Eukaryota; Fungi; Ascomycota; Pneumocystomycetes; Pneumocystales; Pneumocystaceae. The coding region runs from base 1 to 546 and encodes 181 amino acids. The transcript has 2 exons. The record is from RefSeq and is a predicted model, not a curated record. Gene Ontology annotation, cellular component: DASH complex; mitotic spindle polar microtubule; mitotic spindle pole body. Gene Ontology annotation, biological process: mitotic sister chromatid biorientation.